Aspergillus lentulus is the source of this 3633-nucleotide messenger RNA. RefSeq lists its product as uncharacterized. NCBI's taxonomy places the organism in Eukaryota, Fungi, Ascomycota, Eurotiomycetes, Eurotiales, Aspergillaceae. The record is from RefSeq and is a predicted model, not a curated record.
AUGCAGCACUACAAAGGCCCCGAAUUUCCCGAGCUGGCGAGGACACUGUCGCGCUCGCGCAGCACUAGCAUGUCCAGCGACUCCCAGCUAUCACGCAUCCACCUUCUCUCUCCACCACCAGUGAACCCUCCGCCCUCUUUCAUCGCAUCAUCUGCAGCGUCUCAAAUCAUCACCGCCGACCAGGAGUUUAACACUGCGGACUUUGUGACUAGCGAAGAAGAGAAUGGUGCGAAUGCGAGCGCUCUUGUCACCCCAGAGGCUCUUUCGGCUUUGAACGGGUUUCUCGACCACCUUCUCUACAACAUUCUGGCAACCGCCAAGUCGACCCAGUUGGCAUGCAUUCGACCGGCGAUAGCCGACGUCCUCAAACCUCGACUCGCGAAAGAAGUAGUCUCUGCUGCGGAUGAUGAACUGCGUGAGUACAUGGGCGGCGAAGAAGACGAACAAUCUGAAUUUCGCGGUGGGCAGACUUCGGGCAAUGAUUUUGACCUGGUCCGUUCCUGGAAGUUGACUCGGCUUCGAUGCAUGGUGUACACGAGGUUGGGUGACAUGGAGGAAGACGAUGAAGACGAGUACAUCGCGCAAGACCGGCUUAUCGAGUCUGACGAUGGGAUUCCGCCGAGAUUCGACAGCCACGUGGGCAACAUCACUCCGGCAGCCGCGAUCUUUCUCACGUCGAUCAUCGAGCACAUUGGAGAACAGGCCCUCAUCAUUGCAGGCGAAACUGCGCGGUCCCGGUUAUCUUUGAAACUUAGCGACAAUCAUGACGAAGUGACCGAAUCUGGCGCUGAGCGAGGCAGUAUGGAUAGGCUAGUCGUGGAGGAACUCGACAUGGAAAAACUAGCUUUGAAUCCGACCCUAGGAAGACUGUGGCGAACCUGGCGAAGACGUGUUCGUACACGUAGCUUAUCUCGCACGGUUUCGAGGGAGUCCUUCCAGCGUCGCAGAUUGACUGCUCCCUCUGCGGGCAGCAGAAAAAGCAGCAUCGUUACUGUCGAUGAACGCCCACCCAGUCUGCCCGUGUCACCGGAUGUUGAGCACAGCAAGGAGCUUGAUCCAGCAUCUGUCGCUCUGCCAAUGAGCGACCACGAUGUCGAGGAGAUUGAGAUCCCGGGAUAUGUGGCUGACUUGGAUGGCAGUGAAGUGCUUGAGAUACACGAGGUUCGGACCAUGCAAGCUGUCCUAGCUCACAAAGUGCGACCUCAUAGCCUUAUGGUACUCACCCUGGCACCUCCAAAGUCUCCUUCCACAGGGAACUCGCCGGUUACUCCUCUCAGCGCACAGGGUGCCAGAGUUGUUCGUCACGCUCGAUCGCGGUCACUACCCAACAGUUCGUACCCCGAAGAUGAUGGUCCAAAAGAUAUCCCGGCUUCGCAGGUAAAUUCCCCUGCCACAGCCGAAGAACAGAAGCGCUUAGAGACGAUGUAUGAGCACGAUGAGAAUGACGAACCAGCGGCACCAAACGGAUCAGUCUCACAAAAAAUUACGGUGGCACCACAAGUCAAGCAGUUUGAAACAGACUAUUCAUCCGGUGAACAGAACUGCUCUGCUGUUGUGCAGGAUGCGGCUACGGCAUCCUCACCGUCGGCGGCAUCAGUUGACGCCGCCCCAAGUCAAACCAGUAUCACUGACACAUCCACGGCAUCAUUGAGCGAUGAGCAAGAGUUAGUUUCCGAGGUUAUCGAAGGACAUGGAUUAUGCGAAAAGCCAAAGCUGGCAGCAUUGCAGCGACCUAAACGGGUUACCAAUAAGGAUGCUUCUGAGGAUACCCCUGCAUCGCCAGCGGAAGAAAAAGCGCCGCGGGCUGUGACUGUCGUUGACCAUGAACCGCAGUCGCAAGGGGGAAGCGCCAAGCUAUCCCGCCCCGCCGGCAGCCCUGACUCCUCCAAGACCGCUGAUGAGGACUUAUCAGCCGUGCAAGCCCCUCCUGCCAGGGCGUCUGAUUCUACCGCGGACGGCAAACCCUCAAGAAUCGCACCGGUGACAGCCGAAUCCUCUAGAAAAGAGGUCACCGAACCGGUUUCCACAGCCGGAGAGGCCAUUCUUCCUGAACGUGCGCGGACUCGGCCCUUGCCCAUUCCCUUGACCUUGAACACCGCAGGCCAGCAGUCUGUCGGGGCAACGAGUCCGGGAUUAGCUACCCCUGGCAGUUCUGGGACCGAGCGUGCAGCCGUUCAACGGGUAUCACGCCCCUCAACCUCGGUAGCCUCGUCUACUUACACAAAAUCACGCCGGUCCGACAGUUUCGGCAGCCAUCGGGAGAAGCGUCCCGUCACUGCCGGAUCGACUACGUCGCAGGUUUCGAGCAAGCUCAAGGGCCUUAUUAGUCGCCAAACCGACUCCGCUACGUUCCUCGUUCGCAGCUCCUCAGAAACCAGUAGAGCAUCCGCUGUCACCCAUGACUCAGCAUAUGAUGAUAAAUCGGGAUUGGAUGAAUUGAUCCAGAGCGAGGAGACGAUCCAUUAUACCCUGACACCCAAGAACAUGAGGGAUAUAGAGAACUUGGACUCCCCCAGAUGGCAGCCUCAGCGAUCACCAACCGCGGAUUUGGCCGAUUUUCUUAAGAAUACUGGCCCUCCUGGAAGCGAAACACCUAGGCCAAGGACAUCCAAAUCAUCCUCUAGGGAAGCGACCGACUUUCCAAGGGUAUCGAAGUCUAUGUCGUCCGAGAGGGCGAAACAUAUACCCAUUCAGAUACCUAGCAUAGCUCCCGAGCAGAGAGACAGGAAGUCCCCCCGCAGCGGCGCUCCACGUCUGGAAGCCCGUUCAGCUGUGGCACCACGAGGGCACGAGACAGCCGAGUUAAUUGAAUUUCUUCGGGAGGGACCGUCGAAUAUCGGAGCUCACCAAGUCCCACGCACAGUUGCCUCGUCCAUGGACAUGGACGAAUUGAGACAAGGCGCUCCUUCUGUUGCUAGCACACAAGGAGGCUCAAUGGCUACUCGGUCUCUUACUUCCGUCGGUUCUCGUACAGCCCUUCUCGAAUCCGCCAACCGUUCAACUGCACAAGGGGGCUCAGUCAAUGCGGCCAAUCUGGCCAGCAGUAGGGACUCUACCGAUCCUCAACCUGCACGGAAGCAACGUCGGGUGCGGGAUCCUUACGCCAUUGAUGACUCGGACGACGACGAAUAUCUUGAAGAGCUUCUAGAACCCUCGAAGCCUAAACGGGAGGAAGAAAGCCUGAUGGAUUUCCUGCGUAAUGUUCCUCCGCCAGAGGCUGAACCCCAGCCUCGGGCCUUGAAUAUGCCUACAUCGAAAAGUACUUCCACAGGACUUGGAAGUGCCUCAGCCAUGAAGGCACGGCUUCUCCGAAAUACUUCCUUUGACAAAUCCCUUUCCGGGAAAUCCUCGAAAUCAUCGCUGCGUCAACAACAGGAAGGUUACUUGACGGGACAGUCGAAUUAUACUGUCAAGGUUGGCAUGGAGCGCAACGGAGGAGCAAGUCAUGGUGGGUACGGGUUGUCCACCGUGCCUGAGAAGCAGACCGAAACAAGUGCAUUAGCCAGCUUUCUCAGAAGCACCGGUCCGCCGGAGCCUCCUGCUGGUCGGCGACCCUCCUUGUCUGGCAGCAGAGGCAAAGAUCCGAGUAGCUUCUCCCGUCUCUUUGUUCGUCGCAAGAAAGUGGAGGUUUGA